Lolium perenne is the source of this 722-nucleotide messenger RNA. The record is from RefSeq and is a predicted model, not a curated record. Lineage: Eukaryota; Viridiplantae; Streptophyta; Magnoliopsida; Poales; Poaceae.
CAGCUGAACCCACCAGCAACAAGUACAAAAUCUAAGUAGCAACAAAGUGCAAACCAUUAGCUAGCUAGCAACAAUGGCAGCCCUGAUCAACACGACGCUGUCCGUCCCAGCUUCCCUGACAGGCGCUGUUGGUGCGCCCCGCCCGCGGAGCCGCCUUGCCGUGGUCGCCAGAGCCGUCCGCUGCCACGAACAAGGUGGCCAAGAAUCAAGCCGCCGAGCGGUGGUGUUCGGUGCCGCCGCCGUGGCCACCGCCCUGACGGCCGCCGUCAGCAGGCCAGCGAGGGCCGAAUCCAUGCCAGGUGGGUACGUUGAAAUGGUCGUGGACGACCACGUACGGGGCCUGGGAGAGUGGGCUGUGAGGCAGCACAACAAGGAGUCGGGAGAGAAGGACGACGUGCAGUUCGGCAAGGUAGUGAAGGCGGAGGGCCAGGUCGUCAACGGCAUGAACUACAACCUUUUUAUAGACGGCAAAGACAUCAGGGGCGCCCCGGGGACGUACCUCGCCGAGGUGUAUGAGAAAGCAGCGAACAGGCCCGGCGUGCAGGAGAUCCUCAAGCUCAACGAGUUCGUACGCCUGCUCAAGUCGUCUUAAGUGAUGGAACAUGCAUGUAAACUCUUCUCUUCUCUGUCUAUCUUCGUGGCAUAUAUGUGCCACUGGUCCUCGAUCUAUAUAAAAUUGAGUUGUACUAGAACAAAUAUAUUGUGACAUGCUAAUUUAUUUA